CAGUCUUUUUCAGAAAAUAUGAAAGAGGAAGAAGAAAACGAAGAAAAGGUCUCGAAAGUACAGAUAGAAGAAAUUGAAGUCGAAGAAGAUGAACUGAAAGAUGAAAAAGAAGAAACAAAAUUAACGACAGAAGAGGAAAAUAUAGUUUAUAUUUUCAGCGAUGAAGGAGUUGAUGAGGAAGUAGUUUUAGAUUCACAAUCAACUGAACAAGGAAAUGUGUUUAUCGUCGGAGGAGAUGAAUUCAUAUUUAUAAGUUGUUGGUGAAACUGAUGAGUUAAAUGAAGAAGAUGAUUCAUGGAGAAUCCAGCAAAUCAAAAGUAAAAGAGUUUUGCUUUCACGGCCUGCCAAGGAUUCUUCAGACUUUCAGGUUGUUCGAAGACGACAGGUUCAGCUGUUUGCCCGAGAUCAGAUUGUCGAACCUCAGUUUUGCCCAGAUUAUUUUUGUGAAGAGGUGGUCCUCGCUGAUACACAGGAGAAGCGGAGUAGUGGAAAACGGCGGAGAACGGGUAAAAUAAGAACGACGGCGGACAGAUCCGGUCCUUUACCGGCUAUUAAACCAAAGACAGAUGAUCAAGGAUUUGCAAACCAUGAAACUGUAUUUAUCGAUCCCGAAUCCAAUCCUGGACGAAUUCUUGUAGCAUUCUCACAGCCUCAACAGCCUCCUGAUCCUCUAAACUCAUCGCAGAUUCUCAAAAUUCAGCCUCGAAACAUCCAAACUCAUUCUCCCAACCUCCAAACCAAACCAAAGAAUAAACCUGAAAUUAAAUUGGCGCCAAAACAAUCUCCCAAUCUUGUUCCAAAGUAUUUAUUGCAGAACCUGGCUCCCAAACAAAGUAUUCAUCCUGUUCAACAAUCUCUUCAACCUGUUCAGCCUGUUCAGCAACCUUUUCCCGGUGUUCAAGUCCAGAUCCAACCCUCUACUCAGCAAACAAACAUGAACACAACCGUUAAUAUUCAGGAUAAGUUUAGAACAACUAGUCAUCAAGCGCAAUCUCCUUACUCCCAGGUCUCAAUGAAAAUUGGAUCCAAUAUAUCGGAAGCAUUAACAAAGGGAUAUCCAAGACUUAAACAGAUUCCGUCUGAUAAACAUAGAUGGCUUUGGCAGUUCAUGAAGGAAUUAUUUAACAGGAAUGAUCCGUGUUUCCGGUGGCAAGAUGAAAGUAUCGGUAAAUUUUAUUUGGAGGAUAUUGGUCGGUUGGGUAAACUGUGGGAGAAUUAUAAACAAUUAAAAAAUAUAAGAGCACAGAGCUGGAGACAGAUGAGAUAUUAUUUUGGAUUUUACGAAGAGAAUAGAAUUAUCCGGCAGAUUCCUGAAGGUGAAGGAUAUAUUUAUCAGUUCCAGGAACUCUUCUACAAGGAUCGGUUUGUUCCCUACAAAUAUAAACCAAUCAAGGAUUUCAGUUUGUUAGAAUCCUUGGCAUUAUCUAAAUAUGUUCCUUCAAACAAUAAAAUAUCCCGGCCAGGAGUUGACGUGGAGAAGCUGUGGUGUGAGCGAGGUUGUGGCAGCCAAUUCAAGAAAUCUGAAGCUUUAAACAGACAUCAGACAGUCUGCACAUUCUCAUGAUAGUUCGCGCAAUUCUUCCCCGGAUUUAUUUUUCAACUCUGCAUAUUCUCAUGAUAGUUCACGCCAUUUUUCCCAGGGUAUAUU
Molecule: messenger RNA, 1648 nt
Organism: Eurytemora carolleeae
Lineage: Eukaryota; Metazoa; Arthropoda; Copepoda; Calanoida; Temoridae
Source: RefSeq, a predicted model, not a curated record